Messenger RNA from Triticum turgidum subsp. durum (durum wheat), 1575 nucleotides. The record is from the annotation of a GenBank genome assembly. NCBI's taxonomy places the organism in Eukaryota, Viridiplantae, Streptophyta, Magnoliopsida, Poales, Poaceae.
AUGUGCAUACUCCAUAGAAAAAAACACCAAAAAAAAGAGGGGGGGAGGAGGAGGAGGAGGAGGAAUUGGAGCAGGAGGAGGAGGAUUGGAGCGCAGGGGAGUUUGGAGGUUAUUAUGGCGCUCAAUUACCCGUCGUGCUCAUUCUUGGUGAGCGACGAGUGCUCUGCCCUGAUGCGGGGGUGUGGAUGCUGGUCGGAGGAGGCCUCGCCCCUCUCGUCCCCAGGGGUCAACUCCAGGCGCUGGGAUGAUUUCGAGCCGGACCCUGCGGAUCUAUUGCCCGCGGAUCCCUUCGGGAUGAACUUGGGGAACACCAUCACUGCAGCCAUCGCCAGUUGCCUUGACCGCACGGUCAUGUCUGGUGCAGGGCGUUUUGUUGGAAGCAGUGACGGCGGCGCGGCUGUUCGUGCCGACUUGAGUUAUUACCUGGACCUGAAUCAUGCUAUUGCGCUCUCCUGGGAGCCACCUUUCCUCCCGGGUGGCUGCAGGCGUGCUUUUGAGGGGCCUUUUGGGUUUGGAGGCCUUUAUGCUGCCGGAGGCGCCAACUGCUCUCAAGGAUUGCCUCCCCUUGCGUCCUGCUCACGGCAAAUUGUACCUGGAGAGGAUCCAUCUACUUCUGGCAGUGCUGCAUUGGUGUGCCGUGAUGGAGUUGAUGCCGUGGGAGCGUCAUGCUCAUGGCCAAUUGUACCCGGAGAGGACCCAUCUCCUUCUGGCAGUGCUGCAUUGGUGUGCCGUGAUGGAGUUGAUACCGUGGGAAGUGCACCGCAUGACGGGAUGAAGUAUGCUCUUGCCUAUCUUGGGCUUCGUGACAUCCUAGCUACAGAGAUGGUGUGCAAGUCUUUGCAUUCAUGGAUCCGCACUCAUUCCUUAGUGUGGAAGUGUAUCCAUGUUGAACCGGUAUUGAGUGGGAAGAUUACUGAUCCUGAUCUUCUACGUCUGACACAGAAGAUUCCAGGUGAUUUGCAGUGUCUAAAUAUAAAUGACUGCAUAAAUAUCACCGACAAUGGUUUGAAUGCUGUUCUCCAAAGCAAUCUGAGGUUAACAAAGUUGAGUAUUGCGCGCUGCCCGCGGUUAACUUUGGAUGGUCUUAUUGCCAAUCUAAAGUCAUUUAAUAUGAAAGCAGUGUCGGGUAUUAAGUGCCUCAGAAUUGACAAAAACUUCAAUUUACCAAAAGAGGAUUAUGAGGAGUUAUUAUCCUUGUUGAGCAUCGACAAGAGACAGGAGUUGCACAACCGGGCUCCGCGAUUCCGUCAUUCUAAUCAUUUUUUAUUAGAUUGCAAUGACGGAUAUGCUCUUGAUAUUGAGAUGUGCCCCAUCUGUCAAAGUUACAAACUUGUUUUUGACUGCCCUGAAGCGGAGUGCAGUGACAAGAGAUCUGGCAAGUGCAGAGCAUGUGAGGUUUGCAUCAAGAGAUGCCGGCAGUGUGGAAGGUGCUUAGAACGAAAUGAGAAGUUUGAAGAGAAAUUUGAUCUGGUCUACCUUUGCUACAAGUGUCGAGGCGAUCCGGCUUCACCAUCUCUCGGUGUGGAAAAGGAUCUGGUCUCCAUUUUAUCCAGUGGAAGAAUACCUUCUCCUUGA